Molecule: messenger RNA, 4168 nt
Organism: Schistosoma haematobium
Lineage: Eukaryota; Metazoa; Platyhelminthes; Trematoda; Strigeidida; Schistosomatidae
Exons: 8
Coding region: 1928-3112 (394 amino acids)
Source: RefSeq, a predicted model, not a curated record
GAAUGAGAUGGUCGAUAUACACCUUCAGAAGUGCGACCAACCUAAUGACAAUUGGUCACUUAUGAAAUGUAAAGUUAUUCAUGAAUUAGAAUCUCUGCAGUCUGCAAAAGAUGUUAGCUUCCCUGCAAAUACUGCAAUCUCACCUUGAAAACACUUCAACGGAUGAAAACACUCUGCCACAUAACACUGAGAAGCCCAAGAGAGCUGCCAUGAAGCGUAAACAAGAAUAUCUUUACAAUUCAGUCGACAUGGAUGUUGCUGAAAUGCAGGCUGGCAAUAGUUAUAUUCAAUAUCCCAAAUUCAGGUUGUUUGACAAAUUAGUUUCGCCUAUUGCUAAUUCGACGCAAUUACAGACAUCCCCGUCUACAUCUGCAUCAAAGCGUGUCCAUGGUGCUUCAGCAGACCAGCAAGUCACCUGCAUUAUCAAGUGGACUUUUUCAGGUUAGAUAGCUUGCAUGCAAUGGUGCAAAACAUUUCGUCAACUAUGAAUGACUUCAGUCAAAGGUUGCAGAAUAUGUCAACAGCCAUUUCCGAUUUGAGCAUUAAUGUAAAGCAAUUGCUUUCAAAGUCGAAUGAGCGCGAAAGACCGCAUCAAUUCGAUUGCGGACUGUCAAGUCAGCAUUUCCCUUUGUCAUCUGAAGAGGAACUACAGAUGCUGGAUACUGGUUUGUCGCAGAAAGAAACCAGAGACAGAUUUAUGGCAAUGGUCACUAGGUUAUCAAGUGACGAUCCAAAAACGUCGAUGCGGUUUGUUCUGUCGUAUCUGUUGACACCUGAGGUUGCCAGUAAAUUCACGUUACUUGGCAUCUCUUCCAAACGAGCACUUCAGAAAUGCACGUUUUACGGCUGCAUACGAAGUGCCUUAACUCAUCGCUUUCUGUCAUCCUCUGUCAACGAAAAAGACCUUGGUAAGCUCUAUGACAUCGCGACACAAGGUUACUUUCACGAUAUCCGAGACAAGAUGAUGAAGCGUAAUAGAAGAAAACAAGACCAGUUACAGUCAACAAUAUUAACGAGCAUAACCAAUUCACAGGACGACUACCUCAAUUCUCAAUAGUCCGUGCAAUUGUUUUGAUGUUUUACCUCGAUUUUAAUAAACAUUCUUUCAAACAGCUUACUCUUUUACUUACGUGGGAAACUGUUGAAGUAUUAAGAAUGUGUUUGAGUGUCAUUGAACUUUUGAUUAAGUGCACAUUCCUUAUAAAUAAAAAAAACCUGUUCCUUUUUUUUCAGAUAAUUUCAAAUAACAAUGAAUUAGCAAUUGCAUUGGAUAUGCAAAACAAUCGAUGCUUAUAAGCAUCUGCUCUAGUGUUGUACAAUAAUACGCUUUUCCUUUUAAAUAAAAUUUUUAAAAAUUUACCGCUUUUCAACUGCAUUGCAGAUAUAUUUUUGUCUGUGGUUGAAAAUAAAGGCGAACAUAGGAGACGUUUGGGGUUCUGUCGAUGGAUGGAAAAUAGGAGGUAAUGUGUGUAUUUAGGCGAAAAGUAGAAAAGUAAGCGCAUAAGUAGGAAAUUUAGGCGAAAAGUAGACAAUUCGGCGGAUAUUUAGGCGAAAAUGCGACAAUUCGGCGGAUAUUUAGGCGAAAAUGCGACAAUUCGGCGGAUAUUUAGGCGAUAAGUCCGUAAUUUGUCGACAAAAAGGCGAUAAAGGGGAAAAUCCGCAUUAUUUCCCCCGGACAGGCGAAAAAGGCGACAUUCUGGCGCGUUUUCCCCUUUAUUUCCCCUUUCGUUACCAAAGCAUUUACCCCUUUAUUUCCCCUUUUUGGGUUGUCUGGGACAGAAGGUGGAAUAAAAUGAAAGCUGCUUUCAUGAAAAAAUAUGACUUACUUUCGUUCAGUGAGUUUGCUAAUGAAAGCACCCUAAAAGGUAACUGAGUUCAACAAUGUUGUUUAUUAAAUUGAUAGAAGUAAAGAGAGAAAUCCGUUGUAAUGACAGUACUUCAACUAUUACACCAUCGACUAGCAACAUCAAUCAAGGACUUUCAGAUAAUAGUGGUAUGUAUAUUAAAUUCAUACGUGAAUAUAUAUCUUAUAGGAUCUCCUGAAGUGAACCUGUGCUCUCCAAAGUUCGUGAAUCGCAAAGAAAUGAUGAACGACUUGAUGAUGUAUCUAAUGUCAAAUACAUCUCUGAGCAUAAGGGAUGCUGAUCGGGUUCUGUAUGGUCUACGAUUUUUUAUCCCUGACAUACCGAAAAGCAUCAGAGGUGUCCUAAACACGUGUCCAAGUGUUCAACCAAAGUUUAUCGGCAGUGGGGUUUACUACCAUCUAGGAUUGAAAACCAAUCUGCUAAGAUACGUUGAACUUUGGUUGUGUACUAGUGAUUUUGACUUUUUAAAUUUAUAUAUCAGUGUGGAUGGACUUUCUAUGUCUAGAAGCUCCAAUCAACAGUUAUGGCCUAUACUAGGACGGAUCGUUGCCCCUAGGUUUAGUGACGUGUUCAUGAUAGGGAUCUACGGAGGGAAUAGUAAGCCGGCAGAAUUCAACGAGUUUUCUGCGGACACAAUUUCUGAAAUAAAAGAAAUGACUGACGUGGGUCUUUUUAGUGUGAAGUUUAAUAAAUGUAUAGCUAUUACGUUGGCGGCUGUUAUAUGUGACGCACCUGCUCGUUCUUCUGUUAGGUACACGGUAAAUCACAACGGUAAGGCAGGUUGCGAUAGGUGUACUGUACUUGGGAGACGGCUGGAGGGGAAAACGACCUUUCCAAAUGGAGUACAUACCUUAAGAACAGACGACACCUUCCGUCGUCAGUCUCAAUCAAUUCACCAUCAAGGACAUUCUAUUAUGGAAACGCUUUCGAUUGAUAUGAUUUUAACUUUUCCUCUAGAUCCUAUGCACAUGGUGUACCUCGGUGUUACCAAAAAACUAGCUAAUUUAUGGAUAGAUUUAGCACGCCGAAGACUGCGCGACUUUAACUCAUGUGCAAUUAGGGACAUAAAUAAUUUAAUAACGGGUUGUGUGGCAAGUACUCCUUCUGACUUUCCCCGUAAAUGCCGUACACUAGACUUUGUAUCGGCAUGGAAAGCAUCUGAAUGUAGGUUGUUUCUUCUGUAUUUAGGCCCGGUGAUUCUUGAAAAACAUUGCCACAACCUUUUUAUCUUAAUUUCCGGCGUUUAGCGUUAUCCAUGUAUCUGCUUGCACAUCCGAAAUUACAUAAAAAUGUUGUAGAAACCGCCAAAUUAGAUUUACUAAACUUCCUAAAUGAAUACGCAUGGUGUUAUGGGUGUGAAAACUUAGUUUACAAUGUGCAUUCGUUACAGCACCUCCCUGACGACGUUCGUGCACAUGGACCUUUAGAUAGUUUUUCAGCCUUUCCAUUCGAGUCUUAUAUGAGACAAAUUAAGAAUUCCGUGCGUGGUGGGUUUGCAGUAGCUAAGCAAGCAGCACAGCGUUAUGCUGAGAGAAUGUCCUUCAGGGAUAGGCUUCAAAUUAGUGGUUUAACAAAUACUACCACAAUAGGCGCUAAUGAUGUCUCCAUUAAACAAGUAAUUAUGUUUAACAACAGCAAAAUAAGUUCAUAUAAACCGGAUAAUGUAGUAGUAGUUAACGGCCAGCCCGGUUUAGUUACUGACAUAAAGGAGGAUGGACUACUAAAAUUUAGGACUUUCAUUGACCCACGCAAUUACUUUGAAGAUCCUUUCCCAUCUAGUGAUAUUGGAAUCUUUAUGUGCUCCGUAGUUAGCCAUGAAUACACAUGGGUUUCAGUUGAUGAUGUCACAGGUAUUCAGUGUUUGACAACGCUUCUACCAGUAACACCUUCUAAUAUAUUUCGUUCCCACCAAGAGAAAUCAAAAGACAGAGUCGAGGAGAUCGGAAGAGUAUAUUUGGCGAUGACCAAUAUAUCGGAAUUCUCUGAUCUAAUCUGGCUAGCGAUUGCGGUUGAUGUUGAGCACGGCGUUACCACACGUGAUCUGGAGCGGAUGCCUGACCGAGCGAUUUCAGCUAGAUGAGUCCACUAAAACAUAUGGUCAGCAUCCAAUGUCGAAAACUUAGUGCUAUUUAUUUUGGGGAUUUAUUUACCGCUACAGAUCACUCCCCCUAGUGGGGCAGUGACGACCCUAAGACGUGGCCAGCCAGAAGUUUAAACCCAACGAGUUUGUCGUUGAUAAACACUCUUCUGAUAGCUUACUAAGUGUAGCAGCGUCUGGUCGUCUUUCCUUACUAUAUGGGACG